AUGAGAUCUAAUGUUGCCGCCCUGAACACUAAUGAAGGAAGUCAGACGGCAGUACAGCAAGCCCUUGGGGACUCAUUUCUCACACCACCAAAGAUUCCACCAAAGAUCUCCAACAUCUCUUCAGAUGUCACUGUGAAUGAGGGCAGCAAUGUAACCCUGGUCUGCAUGGCUAAUGGCCGUCCUGAACCUGUGAUCACCUGGAGACACCUUACACCAACUGGGAGAGAAUUUGAAGGAGAAGAAGAAUAUCUGGAGAUCCUUGGCAUCACCAGAGAGCAGUCAGGCAAAUAUGAGUGCAAAGCUGCCAAUGAAGUCUCCUCGGCGGAUGUCAAACAAGUCAAGGUCACUGUGAACUAUCCUCCCACUAUCACAGAAUCCAAGAGCAAUGAAGCCACCACAGGACGGAAAGCUUCACUCAAAUGUGAGGCCUCAGCAGUGCCUGCCCCUGACUUUGAGUGGUACCGGGAUGACACCAGGAUAAACAGUGCUAAUGGCCUUGAGAUUAAGAGCACGGAGGGUCAGUCCUCCCUGACCGUGACCAACGUCACUGAGGAGCACUAUGGCAACUAUACCUGCGUGGCUGCCAACAAUCUGGGGGUCACCAAUGCCAGCCUAGUCCUUUUCAAGCGUGUUUCACCCACAAUUCCCCAUCCCAUUCAAGAAAUUGGCACCACCGUGCACUUCAAGCAAAAAGGGCCUGGGUCGGUGAGAGGAAUAAAUGGAUCCAUCAGUCUGGCCGUACCACUGUGGCUGCUGGCGGCAUCUCUGCUCUGCCUUCUCAGCAAAUGUUAAUAGAAUAAAAAUUUAAAAAUAAUUUAAAAAACACACAAAAAUGCGUCACACAGGAUACAGAGAGAGAGAGAGAGAGAGAGCGAGAUGGGGGGACACUGUUUAUUUCACAACUUUGUGUGUUUAUAAAUGGAGGGGGAAAUAAAACGAAGAAGAAAAUACAUUUAAAACCAUUUUAAGUCCAUCAAUAAAAAAUUUAAGUAUAAAUCAGGGUGGGAAAAGUUCUACAAGGAUAUGCGUAGAUCGAAGCAAAUGUAUGCUAUAUAAGGACUACAUCAUGCUAAGGACCCCGGAUGUUGUAAAAAUAAGACAAGUGAAGAAGUAUCAGAUGGAUAUUAACCCCCUCCCCUCCCCCCCCCCCACACACUUUAUCCUUCCUUCAUUCUUUUUCAUCUGUGGGGAAAGAAAAACUACGGUCUUGCCUUUGGUGUUUAUAUUGCCAUCAUCUUUUUAUUCUGUUUUUCAUUUGAGCUGACUUGUAGCCAUUUCAGACUAUCAGUGGAAUUUAUGCUGGAAUCCCGUGUUGAGCCUUUAUCUGGCUUUCCUGCCUCCACUAUCUCCCCAACUUUUA
This is a messenger RNA of Hyaena hyaena (striped hyena), 1360 nucleotides long. It is a transcript of the gene LSAMP, whose product is annotated as limbic system associated membrane protein. Gene Ontology annotation, biological process: homophilic cell-cell adhesion. The transcript has 8 exons. The record is from RefSeq and is a predicted model, not a curated record. Bases 1 to 792 code for a protein of 263 amino acids. Lineage: Eukaryota; Metazoa; Chordata; Mammalia; Carnivora; Hyaenidae. Gene Ontology annotation, cellular component: plasma membrane.